Messenger RNA from Penicillium mononematosum, 807 nucleotides. It is a transcript of the gene ssuA, whose product is annotated as RNA polymerase II subunit A C-terminal domain phosphatase. Gene Ontology annotation, biological process: termination of RNA polymerase II transcription. Lineage: Eukaryota; Fungi; Ascomycota; Eurotiomycetes; Eurotiales; Aspergillaceae. Gene Ontology annotation, cellular component: nucleus; mRNA cleavage and polyadenylation specificity factor complex. The coding region runs from base 1 to 807 and encodes 268 amino acids. The transcript is spliced from 2 exons. Gene Ontology annotation, molecular function: RNA polymerase II CTD heptapeptide repeat phosphatase activity. The record is from RefSeq and is a predicted model, not a curated record.
AUGGCAUAUGAUCCCCGCCGAACAAACUCGGGGACCUCAACUCCCCAACCUCCCCCUCCCCCUCCACCACCACCAGAGACAUCCACACAAGCCGACAUGGCCUCAACAACCCAAGCCCUAGAAACAGCCAACCCGGCCAACGCAGCCACAGACUCGUACAAGCUCAAGCGCCCCAACAGCCUUCCCCGUGAUAUCCUUCGGCACAGGCUCCCUCGUCCGUCUCCCCGCCCAUCAAUCACCCAACCAAACGUGUACAGUUUCAACACAACCUCCUACAACCAAAUGUACGAAGAGCUCUCCGGCAAAGACGAACGUCUAUACCGCAGCAACGGCAUCCUGAACAUGCUCGACCGCAACCGCCAGCUGAAGUGGGGUCCCGAGCGGUUCCAGGACUGGGUGCCUGGCGUCCCGCGCGUCGACCACCUCUCCAAGGGUGACAAGGGUGCCGUCGGGACAGAAGGUGGUGUCGUGGAUAUCAUCAUCACCUGCGAGGAGCGCUGCUGGGAUGCUGUUGUCGAUGACCUGAUGAAUAAGGGCACUGCGCUCAAUUACCCCGUUCAUGUCUUCAACGUCGAUAUCAAGGAUAACCAUGAGGAGGCCUUGACUGGUGGAAAGGCGAUUCUUGAUCUGGCCAAUCGUCUGAAUGAGGCUGCUGUUGCUGAGCAUCGUAUUCAUGGGUCCGAGGGCUGGGAAAAUGGGACUGGUCCUGCGCGCCAGAGCUUCGAUGAGAAGGUCCCUGAGAUCUUGGCGGAUUGGCAAGAAAAAUAUCCCAAUUUGCCGGCUCUGUGGACGUUGGCUUGGCUUUAG